ACAUUGUUGUUGUGUGGUUGUCGUAUAGAAAGUAUUCCAGAAAGCUUCUUCGAUGAUACGAAUGAGCUCAAGACUCUUGAUCUUUCCUCCAAUCCUAUCAAGAGUCUUCCGCAUUCCUUAUCAAAUUUGAAGAACCUCACUUCAUUGUUGCUUGCUUAUUGUGAAGAUUUAGGGAGUGUUCCAUCGUCGUUAAAUCUUGGAGUUUUAAAGAAGUUGAAUCUUCGAGGAACAAAGAUCAAGGAAAUCCCGAAUGGAGUACUUUCAAGAUUCUGUUGUCUUCAUGAAUUGAUCGUAGGUGGAACUCUGAUAAAUGGAAAGGAGGUGGGUGGAUUGAAGAAACUGCAGGGAACUCUUGAAGGGAGGUUUUAUGACUGGCACAACUUAAAUAUGUAUCUCGAAGCUUGUCGUGGCCGAGAAGAGCCUCGUGAAUACAUGAUCUACGUGGGAGAUGCAAACUUUUAUACGUUUUCUGAAUAUAACUACCAGAUUGUGCUUCCACGUGACAUUGAGGGAUUGGUUAUUGAGGAAUGCAAUGUUGAUUGCAGUGAAGAAUACCCGCUUUUCUCCAGGUUUAUCCGCUUCUCACUUUCCUUUUCAUCUCUUACAACUCUUCAUUUGUUUGAUUGUGGGAAUAUGAAAAAGUGUUCUCCCCAAACUGUGUGCCGCCAAAUUUACAAGAGCUCAGUGUUGUUGGGUGUAAGCAAUUGGAGGAAAUAA
This is a messenger RNA of Hibiscus syriacus, 717 nucleotides long. RefSeq lists its product as uncharacterized. Gene Ontology annotation, molecular function: protein binding. The transcript has a single exon. NCBI's taxonomy places the organism in Eukaryota, Viridiplantae, Streptophyta, Magnoliopsida, Malvales, Malvaceae. The annotation marks the transcript as partial. The record is from RefSeq and is a predicted model, not a curated record.